This is a messenger RNA of Lindgomyces ingoldianus, 2033 nucleotides long. RefSeq names its product kinase-like protein. The transcript is spliced from 4 exons. The coding region runs from base 153 to 1877 and encodes 574 amino acids. Gene Ontology annotation, biological process: peptidyl-serine phosphorylation; peptidyl-threonine phosphorylation. The record is from RefSeq and is a predicted model, not a curated record. Lineage: Eukaryota; Fungi; Ascomycota; Dothideomycetes; Pleosporales; Lindgomycetaceae. Gene Ontology annotation, molecular function: protein serine/threonine kinase activity; ATP binding.
AUAGGGUUGCCACUCCCACACGUGCUGAGAUGUUCCUCUGUGCUUUCCUACGGGCAUCCAUUCACGAGUCUCUUAUUUUUUUACCAUUCGUUUGACAUUCUUUGCGUCUCUUCGGCUUCUCCUGGCUUCGUGGCCAUAAUUCAACGCCUGCCAUGACUGCAGAUACUCCCGCCGCAGUCGUGGAUUUACUAAGCCACAUUGAAAGUGCUCUCGUCUCUGGGGUUUAUGGUCCGUUUCUACCUUUCUCUGCCCUUCAACAAUACUAUGCAAAUCGACUUCGAGUCUUAUACCUCUUACGAUCUCUCGAUCAAAGCCCUACUUGUUAUGGAGCUAUUCAAGAUGGCUAUCCUAUCGUCUUCACGAUAUUAGUUAUCAUUAAUAAGACCGGUUACUUCCGUCAUUUUACCCGUCACACUUUUCUUUCCGACAGGCACUUACCUUUCCGGAAUCACAACGACUGGCCCGAAGACUGCCAACAUUUCUUCAACUCCUUUCGCAACGAGCAAUGGCGCCUCUGCCCUCAAAACUUUGGAAGACAGCAAUUGGACGAUCUUCGGCUCCAAGACGAAGUUGUACUACCAGUAACCCGCAGAGAGCCCUUGGGUCGGCCAGGUAAUUCCACUACAUUCAAGAUUGAGGUGCACCCGGACUACGACAACUUGUCCGAUGAGAAUGGCAAGGGAGUUUCGAGAAGCCAUGUCUACGUGCUCAAAGUCUGCUCCAGCCGGAACCAAGAGUCAUACCUUAAUGAAGUAGAAGCAUACACGCUUCUCAUGCAACAAGAAGACAGAAGGGGUAACAAUGAAAUCGGGGAGAGCAUGGUCAAGCUCUUUGGAUGUUUUAGGCAGCGUGGAGCGUUUCAUCUUCUAUUAGAGUAUGCCGAUCGCGAGACUUUAGAAAGUUUCCUUCAAAAUGUCGAGCCACCACGCACGCAGCAGGAUCUCAUCCUAUUUUGGCGCAAUUUUGGGCAGCUUAUAAAGCCGUUGCAGCGCAUCCACGAGCUCCGAUGUGGCUCUAAGCAAGAAAAAAUCUUCCAGGGGAUCCAUCAAGACAUCAAACCUGCUAAUAUCCUCCUGUCCUCUCGGGGCACUGAGUCCAAGUACGAUGUCAUCUUCAAACUGGCGGACUUCGGACUGCUUCGGUUCGAACCAAAGCUCAGAGCGGGAGAAUUCAUCGAAAGCAGUGAUAGGUGUGGGACGCAGGUAUAUAGCGCUCCGGAAUGCCUGCGAGAUGAUGUGUUUUUGCAAGGUUGUAAACUCUUGAUCGACCCUUCCAUCGACAUUUGGUCUUUAGGAUGCAUCAUCAGCGAAAUAUCGGUGUGGUCUUACCUAGGGAAAAAUGGCCUAGCCGAAUAUGUGGACCUUCGCACUGCCGAAACAAGCAGUGAUUACGACCUAAAAAACGCAGGAUACAGUGGUUGCUUCCACGAUGGCCACCAUACUCUGAGAACUGUACACGAAAUGAAUACUAGGAUUAGAGCGAGUCUCCGCCCUGGAGAUAGUCUCUCUCAUGAGAUUAUGGCAAUUUCCGAUGAUAUGCUGGAGGAAGCUCUCGUCCGCCCAAAGGCCUACAUUGUUCAUAAACGCUUUCAAAAGGCCAUUCGAAACGCAGAGGACCUUUUAAAUCGUCGCCGGAAUCAUCUAAUAUCCACGGGUCCAAUCAAGUUGCCGUAUCCGCCCAUCUUUUGCACCGAUGCUGAGAUAAAUGCUCUUAAGGCGCCCUUACCAAAGCUUCCCCCCGAACAACCAAAAGCUACAUUCCUCACCACAUUUCUCAAACUCCAAAUCGGAGCCGGCAUCUCGCGAACAAGGCACAAGAUAUGUGGCGGCAUGAUUUGCCUAUUUGCACUAGUGCUCGUACGUACGUGGCUUUCCUAAUGGAAUGACUAUCACGACUAGUGCAACUAUCAGCACCUCCCACUUUCAACCAAGACCUUUUUUUUCUUCCCAUAAAUUUCCUUUGUUCGUUUUUCUCAUUUAGUAGGCGUUUACCAGGUCCCCCAACUUCCAGAAAUUUCCAUCCCACCUUUGCGA